Messenger RNA from Chelonus insularis, 2457 nucleotides. Its product is annotated as protein C12orf4 homolog. NCBI's taxonomy places the organism in Eukaryota, Metazoa, Arthropoda, Insecta, Hymenoptera, Braconidae. The coding region runs from base 580 to 2241 and encodes 553 amino acids. The transcript has 9 exons. Gene Ontology annotation, cellular component: cytoplasm. The record is from RefSeq and is a predicted model, not a curated record.
UGCGCAUGACCGGAUUUAUGCUUAUUUAGUUGAUUUGUGGUCAAACUAUAGCAAAGGACAAGGAUAUAAAUAUAUCUUUCUCUCUUUUCUAUGAACUUCAUCACUAUAGCAAAGAAAUUUUUAGUGAAAGAGUCGACCACGAGUAGUGCUAGUGUCGAUUAAAUGUAAGUUGCGCUUUUAUAUUAUUAAAUUGAUAGAUUCUUACAAAAACUCAUUAUUUUCGUGCAUAAUUUUUAUAACAAUUUGAUCUUGAAUUAUCUUAUUUAUCUGUGUAAAGGACUGUGAAAAAAUAUACCAACUUUGUAUAUUGUAUUAUUUGUUUACGUUCAGGGAAUAUAGAGCUAUUAUGACUAUAAUUGUUUCCUAAUAGCUGUUUAAGUGUAUUGUUGACAACAUAAAUUGAUAAUAUAUAGUGUAUUAAAAUCCAACAUGAUAAUUUAUAUCAAUGAUAAUUUUGUUUGAAAAAUGAAACACAUACAAUAUUUAAAUGACAAUACAUCAUAUGUAUUUAGAUGAAUAUAUUUUUACAAAGAACAGAUAUAUUUUAGACCAAUUAAAUAAUUUUAUCAAUACAAAAAAAUGACUGAUGAAGAUUUUAUUGAAAAAAUAUAUACAUUCCAAUUUCCUACUUGUACUACAAAUCAAAAUUAUUUAAUACAAGUGCCAAUAAAAAUUCCAUAUGGUGGAUCAAUUAAAGAACUUGCUUAUAGAAUAAUUGGUUCUUUUAAACUGCCAUGUUACGUGGAAAAUGAUUUGAUUAAUUCUUUAGAAUUGACUACUAAGAAAUGGACACAAGAUUUUUACGAUGAAAGAGAUGACAAGUUAAUUGAAGCUGCUCAAAGUGGUGAAAUAGAAAUAGAGAAAAUUAUCAAGAAUUGGGAAAAGUCUUACAAAGAAAAAACUGUUGAAUAUGCAGAACCAAUUGGAACUACUGAUGAGGAAUUAUUUGCAGCUACUUAUCAUAGAUUAGUUCAUUCGCCUUCAUUAGAACCAAUUCUGCAAGCAGAACAUAAGUAUGGAAAAGAUGUUACUGAAGUUAUUAAAAUCAAGGAUUUAGAGCACGAACAGUUGACUGCAAAACAAACAGAAGAGAUGAGCUUAGCCGUUGAAGCAUUGGAAGCUGGAUCAACUGAGAGGUCGAUAAAUGAAAUGACUGCUAGACACUUUGAGGAACAAAGUUUAUUGCAGGGCCAUUGGGGAUCAAGAAUAGAUGCAUUAAAAUUGGAGCAACGUCGACAAUAUCGUAAUUGGAUUAUGAGAUUGCUUGAGGAGCAGCAAACUAACAUGAUACCAACUCCUGUUGAUUCACCAAUGAUAUCAAUGCCUUUCGUCCCUGAAGUACUCGGAAUAUCAGAGCGAAAAGAAGUAAAGAAUAUUUCAGAUUACCCUCAAUUGGAAGAAAGCUUUACUAUACAUUUAGGAUCUCAAAUGAAACAAAUGCAUAAUAUUAGAAUAUUAACAGGUGAUGUCCUCGAUUUUUGUAGAACAAAAAAUAAUGGAUCCAGCAGUUUAGAACCAACUCCUCAAAGACUACAAACUGCCUUAGGCCUGUAUUCAAAUGAUUUAUGUGGAAUUGUUGUUCUAAGUGACAAUCACUUAGGAAGUUACUCUGGAAUUACUAAAGAAUUAUGUUCGAUAAGUCAAUUUACUACGGAAUUUCAUUUCCCCUCAAUGGAUGAACAGUUGGAAAAAAUUCGCGAAGACGUCAAAGAAGCUGUGACGUGGCGACAAGCACAUCAUCGAGAUGUAAAUGAUUUACAGAUGAGAAAAUCAACAUCGAGUAAAUCAUUACAAACAGGAGAUGUGUUUAUAACAAGGCAUUCAAAUUUAGCUCAAGUUCAUGUUGUAUUUCAUAUGGUUGUCAACGAUUCCCUUAGAUCAGGAGAUAUUAAUUCAAGACAUCCAGCAAUAUUGGGAUUGAGAAAUAUAUUAAAGACUGCUUGCUGUAAUGAUGUGACAACCCUUACAAUUCCUAUUUUAUUAGUGCACGAAAUGACAGAGGAUAUGACGGUGGCGUGGUGCACAAAAAGAGCAGAGUUAGUUUUUAAAUGUGUUAAAGGCUUCAUGAUUGAAAUGGCCUCAUGGGGAGGAGCAGAAUUGAAAAAUUUACAAUUUUUAGUACCUAAAGGAAUGUCAGAAGAAGUAUUUGGUACUUUGGCAACUAUGUUACCAAGUAUUUUUCGUGUAUCAAAUCCCUUGGUGUUCAAAAUGACUGGUGCACCAAACACGCCAAAAAAAUAAGGCAGAUUGUGCUAUCUCUUCCCGUCCUCUGUGAUGAUCAUGCAUUUGUUGAAUCAUAUCGGAAGCUCUUGCUACAUUUAAUAAAACAGUGCAAGAAUAAUGAUAAGAUUGACACUGCAAUUAAAUAAACGAGAGAUGCUGUUUUCUGCCACUUUUAUUUACAAUUUUCACUUGAAUCAUUCAAAAUAGUUGGAGAGUUAUAUUUAAAUUACAAUU